This is a messenger RNA of Helianthus annuus (common sunflower), 3666 nucleotides long. RefSeq lists its product as uncharacterized. The transcript has 20 exons. The record is from RefSeq and is a predicted model, not a curated record. The coding region runs from base 106 to 3552 and encodes 1148 amino acids. Lineage: Eukaryota; Viridiplantae; Streptophyta; Magnoliopsida; Asterales; Asteraceae.
CUCUCUCUUCAACCAAACUCAUCUCCUUAAACCCACAACACAAUUUGUUUCAUAACUGAUUUUCUUCAUUCUUCAUAUUCAUAAUCUUUCUCUGUUCUUGUAAAAAUGUUCACAGAAGGCUUAGAUGAAAGUGCACUCAACUGGGUCAAGCAGCAGGGGUCAGAUAAGGAACAGCUUCGGGCCCGUUCGCCUUUAAGAGAGACAGUAGUUGAUCACGAAUACGUUAUACCAAAAUCCCCUCUUUCAUUCAAUUCCGCAACUUACAAAUCCUCUAAUAUAUUACCACCCCUUAAGUUUCAUUCCAGCCUACUAGGAUCUCAUAAUCUUGAAGCAAACAACUUCAACGAUUACGAAGACGACGACGAUGAUGAUGAUUAUGGUGAUCAUGAUGAGAGUGUGGGCUCUGCUUCUGAUGACAUGGACUGCACUUUCUCCGAAGGAGAAGAGUUUAACGAAGAAAUUUUUAACGUUAAUUUUGUUAAAUCGCCUAAACAAGUCGGACCAAACAAGUCAACGUUGAAUAGAGGGAUAAUAAAAGAUGAUCUUUCUGUCGAAGUUCCUCGAAAAACAAGAAGUUUUACGGAAACCGGAUGGCAUGGUGGGGCAAGCACACAUUUGAGUAACUAUGGUACCCCUAUAGCUGACUUGGGAACUCCGAGUGCACCGCCGAUUUUUGAAGGAGUAGGGCAUAUUGAUGAGGUUGAGUGUGAAUCAAGUAAAGAAUCUUCAGGGUAUUCGGGAUUUGAGCAAUCGCAAAAAGAGAUCAAUGUGACCGAAAACGUCGUAAAUGAUGAUAAACUUGCUCAUGAUGUAAAACUGGAGUCUUCUGUUAGUGAAAGUGAAGCUGUUAAGUCAAUGCCUUGUGGCGAAACGAACUUACUAGAUCUUGCACCUUAUUGUAAUAGUAGUCAAAAUCCAUGGCAAACUUUAAUUACAUAUGAUGCGUGCUUUCGGUUAUGCCUAAACGCAUGGGCACGAGGCUGUACAGAAGCACCCGUGUUUCUAAAUGAUGAAUGUCGAGUUUUGCGCAAUGCCUUUGGAUUACACAAGUUCUUGUUGCAACCUCGAGGUUUUAAACCGCUUGCAAGUAGUGGUACCGAGAAUACAGAUAAAGCGUGUCCCUUGAAAGUAAAGAAAGUGAUUGGAAAGAUUAAGGUUGAAGUGAGAAAAGUAAGGAUCAUCCCACAAAGAAAACUCAAGGACACAUACUCUCAACAAAGUGCUAUAUAUGUGCAAGCAGGAGUCGAGUACAUUCGACACGUAUCUUCACUUGUAAAAAGCAAAAUUAACAAAUUAGGAAUCUCUUCAUUCUCGCUUCCGUGUGAAGAACCGGUGACAUGCUUAUUGCAACUUAAAAGCUCUCAAGAACAUACAGAAACGGAAUCAACCUUAGGCAUUUGUUUGAGGCCUGGAACCGGUGAUUCCCAUGACUUUUUCCCGGAGAAUCAAGCAGAUGCCCUUUUGCUAGAAGUGCAGGGUGAGAAGAGAAUUAUCCAGGGUCGUGCAGUUAUUCCAGUUUCAUCCUUACAUGAUAAUCUUAAUGAUAGAAUCAAAUGGUGGCCGAUUUAUCAUGAAGACAACGAAUGCAUAGGAAAGGUUCAGCUUUCCAUCACCAGUACGGUUACAUCCGAUGAAACUACUCACCUCAAGUGCGGGCCCGUUGUGGAAACGCUUGCGUACGAUUUACUAUUGGAGUCUGCCAUGCGUGCGCAAUCGUUCCAUGCGCGUAAUUUAUGCGUUGUUGAACCUUGGAAAUGGUUGUUGACUGAGUUUUCCGAUUAUUAUGGAGUUUCCGAAUCGUACACUAAACUCAGGCAUCUUUCACAUGUAAUGAAUGUUGCUACACCUAUAAAAGACUGCUUAGAGCUCAUUUACGAACUACUUGUACCCGUUGUCAAGGCUAGAACAGAAAGAAGACUAACAAGACAAGAGAAAAGCUUGUUAUUAGACUGCGAAACACAAAUCGAGAGUUUACUCGCACUUGCUUUUCAAAACUACAAGUCGUUAGAUGAAAGUUGUUCUACAGGAUUAUCAGACAAACUGAGUCCGCUUCCGGAAUCUGCUGCUCCAGCAUUAGUGCCAGCUGUUCAAUUAUAUACUCUUAUUCAUGAUAUACUUUCGCCAGAUGGACAAGCUUUGUUGACUAAUUAUUUACAGGCGGCAGCGAGAAAGAGGUGUAGGAAGCACAUGGUGGACACCGAUGAGUUUGUGGCAAGCAAUACUGAUGGUUUUCUUAUGGAUUCUAUUGCAAUCACUACGGCUUAUUUGAAAAUGAAGAAUUUGUGUAUAAACUUAAGUGAUGAAAUAAAGACAGAUAUCAAGAUACAUAACCAACACAUACUACCAAGCUCCAUUGAUCUCUCAAGCAUCACAGCAGCAGUUUACAGCAGUGAGUUAUGCAAACGGCUUAAAGGAUUUCUUGCCGCAUGGCCUCCUUCAAGUCCUCAGCCGCAUGUCAAUGAACUUCUUAUAGCAGCCGCUGACUUCGAAAGAAAUCUUGAGUCAUGGAACAUUAGUGUGCCUCAAGGUGGCGUAGACUCAAGAAAUUUGUACCAUAAUUACAUUAUGGUUUGGGUCCAAGAUAUGCAACUUUGCUUACUUGACCUAUGCAAGGCUGAAAAGGCACCAUGGGCCGGUGUAAUUACAAAUUAUUCGACUUCACCUUUUGCUGAAGAAGUAUACGAUAAAAUUAAAGCAAUGUUGAGUGAAUAUGAAGUCGUGAUCAGUCGAUGGCCACAAUACACGUUGGUUUUGGAGAAUGCGGUUGCAAAUGUGGAAAGAGCAAUCAUGAAAGCACUUGAAAGACAGUAUGCCGAUAUUUUGACACCUUUGAAAGAUAGCAUUCCCAAGAGGCUUGGAAUACAAGUUCAGAAAUUAACGAGACGACAAUCAAACGCCCUGUAUUCCAUUCCUAAUCAACUCGGAACAUUUUUAAACACCAUCAAGAGAAUUCUUGAUGUUCUACACUGUAGAAUAGAGGACAAACUGAAGUCAUGGGCAUCGUAUCUUCCGGUCAACAACGGGGAUAAAAAGUCAACUUACGGAGAGCAAAUGAAUGCAGUUACUGUGUUAUUCAGAACAAAGUAUAAAAACUACAUGCAGGCUGUGGUGGUCAAGCUCAUUAGCAAUACACAAGCCAGUCGAAGUACGCGACUUCAAAGAAUUCUCGAGGAAACAAAGGAAGCAGACGGAGAAAGUGAAAUCCGUGACAGGAUGCAAGUUUUGUGUUCACACCUUGUGGAAUCAAUAUCCAACUUACAUGAGGUUUUUACAAAUCAAAUAUUCAUCGCUAGUUGCCGCGGUUUAUGGGACAAAAUGGGACAGAUUGUGCUAAAGUUUUUGGAGGGUAGGAAGGAAAACCGCGUAUGGUACAAUGGAUCUUAUUAUGCUCUUGGGAUUUUGGAUGAUACUUUUGCUUCCCAAAUGCAAAGAUUGCAAGGAAACGCAUUACAAGAGAAGGACUUAGAACCGCCUCGCUCAAUUGUUGAAGCCCGGUCUAUUCUUUGUAGGGAUACUAACAAUGCAGCAGAUACUUCCACCUAUUUUUAUUAAGAAGAUACAAAAUUAAAAUUCAUUUUUUAUUUAUAUGUUGUAUGCCAAUUCUUUUGUAAAGAGAACAUCUUAAUUCAUAUAUAUAAUAAUCAAUCACAUGGGGCCUUUACAAUA